Messenger RNA from Priceomyces carsonii, 3780 nucleotides. RefSeq names its product ubiquitin-specific protease. Gene Ontology annotation, molecular function: cysteine-type deubiquitinase activity; proteasome binding. The transcript has a single exon. The coding region runs from base 1 to 3780 and encodes 1259 amino acids. The record is from RefSeq and is a predicted model, not a curated record. Gene Ontology annotation, biological process: regulation of proteasomal protein catabolic process; protein deubiquitination; proteasome-mediated ubiquitin-dependent protein catabolic process. NCBI's taxonomy places the organism in Eukaryota, Fungi, Ascomycota, Pichiomycetes, Serinales, Debaryomycetaceae.
AUGGUACUAGAGUCCGAUGGAUCGAUGAAUGCCACUGGCUAUUCAGAUCCAGAAGAGAAGCAGUUCACAAUGAGUCAUUCAGAUACGUCCGUGACCUUAACUGGUGAUGAAAGUGUAUCAAAAGCUGGAGGUGGCCACAACAGUAACAAUCCUUUUAUAGCGAAGAAUAAUAGAAAAACUACGAUUUCAAACAAUGACCUAGUGAAGUAUCCUUUUAAGACAUUGAAUCGUAUUUUAGAUGACAUCAAAUGGAGUAUUCCCUAUAAGAAUCACUAUGGGGGGAGCUUAUUAAACCAGAAGCCAAUUGAUUAUUCUAAUAAUUUAUCCAAGUUAGUCAACGGACUGACGGCCGAAUACGAAUUGAUUACAUUGAAUAAUAACUUGAACUUUUCUCCUACAAUUGAGGUUACUGAACUAGAGGAUUCCAGGAAACUUACUAUUAUAAGAGGUUUAUUAGUAACUCAUGAUAAAGUUAGCCAUUUCAGACUUAUUGUGUUAGAGAACCCUACAAACCCAUUCGUGACAACUAUCGAUAAAUGCGACUAUCACUUGAUCCCCUCGAGUGUUAUAUCUUCUGAUGAUCGUAAGAUACUAGGAGUUACUAACAAAGAUGAUGAUGAUGCGUUAUUUGACGAUUCUUUAUUUGCCAGUUCAAGUGCUUCCAAUAACCAACUUUUGAGAGCUUCCAUUUAUAAGCACGAAUUCGACAACGAUGAUUUAGUACUGCUAAUAGAUCAGGGUACCAUCGAAGAAAGGUACUUAAAAGGAGUUGAAAGGCACCCGAAUUUGAAUUUAUCUAGCGACGUCAUACCGAAUUAUAUCCAUUGCUUUAAGACGUUGUUACGUGCCUUGAGGGGACCUAUACUAUUAAAGGAUGAUGAGGUCAUCAAGACGAUCAGCUUAAAUGAUACUGUAUUAGAUUCUCAAAUUGAUAUUAAUCUACUUUUAAAUAAACUCCAUUUUACAUUAAAUUCAAGUGGAAAUGAAUUGAUACCGCCAAAUUUAUCAAAAAAUCCCCAUUUAAAGGAAGCAUACAUGAGAAAGAUUCAGGAGCUUAUAUUCCUUGGAAGAGUAUAUGGUCAAUCGAAAGAACACAACGAAUUCUUAGUGAAUUAUUCUUAUUCUGAUAAUUUAUCAAUCGUAUUUAAGACAUUCAACGAAUUUGAUAAACAUAUUUGCAUGACUUAUUUCAAAAACCAUAAUUCUAGCCGAUUUCCUUUCAUGAUUAAUUUAAGUAUAUGUACAUUUUUUCGAAAUGAGUUGAUCAUUAAAUGUUUUGAAAAUACUAUUGCUUCAGAUCCUUCGAAUAAGCUCCAUUAUGUCGAUUCAUUGAAAAGUACAAUCAAUUCCAGGAGCAAUACAUCUAAUAACAAGCUAAGGUCUUAUUAUCAAAACUUGGUCUCUAGAGGUGAAAUUGUGGGUUAUGAUGAUUAUAUCAGCGCAUUACAUGCCAUUGGACUUAGACUAGAUAAAUUCAGCUCGGAAUCUUCCUAUAUGAAUCUUGACGACGAGUCAGUCAUAACAAUGUAUAAGAAAUCAUAUGAAAAUGAUCCCAAAAAUUACCAGUACUUCAGGAACAAUCUUGAGACUAUAAGUAAAGUGAUAAAUUCCAAGAAACUAUUUGAAUUUUUAGAUACAGAAGUCAUCCCUAUCAGAAUAGCGAUGGAAGAGUUAAAUAUUGAAGAAAUUACUGAAGAUGAAGUGGCAGUCACUGCUUAUGAGUUCAAGUUGAAUGAAUGUUUGCAAGCAAAUGGCUUUGUUACCAAUGACAAUGAAAUAAUAUUCUUGAAUAAAUCGCUUUUAUCGGUCGCCUUGAAUAGAAAAAGUUACCUUUUACUAAAUUAUAUUGAGACGAAGCUUCCUCAAUUGGUCAAGACUCCAACUCACAUCACAACUGAGGAUGCUUAUUCGAAGAUAGGUUGCGAUAGCACAAGUACAGAGCCCGAAAUAAUUUCUAAAUUCCAAGAAAUUUGGAUCAAAGCUGAACCAGAAUUUUUAAUUAUUCUAAGGUACUGCUUCAAAUUGAUAGCCGAAGACAGAAAAUCGGAAAUCUUAAUAAGUUAUUUAAAGACAGGGAAGGUUGAUCCUUCUCUCUUUCCAUCAUAUGAAUGGCCGGCUGGAUUAGACAACAUUGGCAAUACAUGCUAUUUGAAUUCAUUGUUGCAAUAUUAUUUCUGUAUCAAACCUUUAAGAGAAAUGAUUUUAUCCUUUAAUGAGAAUGAUAUAGAUCCUGAAAAGCAAAAGAAUAAGAAAGUCGGCGGCAGGAAAGUCGAAGAAGCAGAGGUAAAAAGAUCAAAUCAGUUUAUUUAUCACUUGCGUGACCUUUUUAAUGAAAUGAUUCACACAAAGGGGAGAUGCGUACAACCUUCAAAGGAGUUGGCAUACCUAUCAUUUUUACCUUUAUCGCAGCCUGUCAAUUUCAAAGUCUAUGAAGAAGAUUUUGAUCGUAAUGUGGGAGAUGAUACGAGUAAUCCUAUCAUUAUAAGUUCUCAAUCAGCUACUCCGAGCGAAAAUGAUUCCGAAGAUGACGUUGAAAUGCUUGACGAAAUAAACGAUGCAAAUGAAAGUAGAACUGACUUAGACAACCUGAAUCAUUCAGACCUCUCAAAUGAUCUGAUCCAGGUCAUUGGAAGUGACCAAAAUAUUGAUAUGAAAGAAAACUCGGAUGAUGAUAAUAAGAGCGUAUCCGGCCAUGAGAAUGUAACAUCGAAUAUUCCUAAGGUACUUCCAAUCAGCACUGAUCAAAUUGAAAGUACUAUUGAAAUAGGUCGGCAACAGGAUGUUACAGAGUGCAUGGAAAAUGUCACUUUCCAGAUUGAAAGUGCCCUAGAGGCUGAAAGCUUAGAAGAGGAUGGAGAACAAGUUGACCUAAUUAAGAAACUCUUUUAUGGUAAGACAAAACAGAUUAUCACGCCCUUGGAAAGCUCUGGAAGUCCAAGGGUUUCAAAUGAACGGUUUUUUAGCUUGAUCAUUAAUGUCGGCGACCAUCCUAGGGAUAUUUAUGAUUCACUAGACAGUUAUUUUAACGAGGAUUCUGUGAAAUUAGAAGAAGGAUUAGCCAAAAAGUCUUUAACAAUCAGCAAAUUACCCGAUGUACUUCAAUUCCAUGUUCAGAGAGUUUUAUUUGAUAGGGAAAGAUUGAUGCCUUACAAGUCUCUCGAACCGAUACCCUUUAGUGAAAAUAUAUUUCUCGAUAGGUACCUUGACACUGAUGAUGAGGACAUUUUGCAAAAAAGAAGCGAGGUUUUCAAAUGGAAAACAGAAAUAAAGAGUCUUAACGACAAAAAAACAGAAAUACUUCAUCUUGAUGUAGAAAAUGGCUUGUCAAUCAUUGAUUCGUUAAUAGCCACUAAGAAAUUUUUAGAGUCCAAAAUUUUGAGCCACAGAACGUUAAAGAUCAAUCCUGCCACUAUAAUGACCAUUCUGGACCAGAUAUCUAAAUUAAAACAAGAGGUUCAGUCGAUCAAUAACAGAUUGAAUGACUUACACGUCAAAUGUGCUCAUCAGUUUGAUGCUUAUACACAAACAGGUUAUCGCAUCUUUGCAAUUUUCAUCCAUAGAGGUGAAGCAAGCUAUGGCCAUUAUUGGAUUUAUAUUAAAGAUCCCCAUAAGGACAUCUUUAGAAAAUAUAACGACGAAACUGUCACUGAAGUCCCAAGUUCUGAAGUUUUCAACUUUACUGAGGGAAAUACUGCAACACCGUAUUACAUCGUCUAUGUCAAGGAUGAAUUGAUGAAGGACUACAUUGAACCACUCAAGAGGGUUGCCGUCAAUUGUUAA